Messenger RNA from Patiria miniata (bat star), 2277 nucleotides. RefSeq names its product fatty acid desaturase 6-like. Gene Ontology annotation, biological process: lipid metabolic process. Gene Ontology annotation, cellular component: membrane. NCBI's taxonomy places the organism in Eukaryota, Metazoa, Echinodermata, Asteroidea, Valvatida, Asterinidae. The record is from RefSeq and is a predicted model, not a curated record. Bases 311 to 1417 code for a protein of 368 amino acids. Gene Ontology annotation, molecular function: oxidoreductase activity, acting on paired donors, with oxidation of a pair of donors resulting in the reduction of molecular oxygen to two molecules of water. The transcript is spliced from 2 exons.
AGUACAAGUAAUUCUACCUCCGUGGUACAACCGAAUGCUAUUGUAAUUGUUUGCACUAGUUAGUUUGGGAUGGGAAGGACGACAUUUCACAGCUGCCUCUGCUCAAACACAAGUUACAUCAUGUACAUUCCGAAAGUUGACCGAUCAUUGGAUGCGAAAACCGGCCUCCCGCUCUCCGGAGCUCCGCCACUGAUCGUCAUCGAUACUGCAUAUUUUAAGUCCUGUGACGUGACGUACCUGACUUGCGGUGAAGUAAGCAUAAAUUAUCAUAAGUGGUAAUGCUGGAGUUGUGAUACUGGCGCUAUUGAGAAUGUCGCCAACUGGUUUGGUAUUUUUGAGAUUGAUUGCAUCUGCCAGAAUUGAAGUCAGCAGAAUGGAGCGCAAGUCAAUGAAGGAAACAAAUGGGAACAUUGUGUGUGAUGCUCUGAAUGGAGCUAGCAUGAGUGAGCUGAGUAAUGCUGUCCAGAAAGUUCAGAGCAAGUCAUCCUGGUGGGAAAUGUACGGAGUUGACUGGUGCAUCAUUGCAUCCGGGUUUGCCCUGGUACCCCCGGGUCUGCUGCUUAUUGGCUACCCUACCUGGCCAGCCUUUAUAGCUGGUAUCCUGCUGCUGGGGCUCUUUUAUGGCAUGUUGAAGACCAAGAUGUCUCACCUUGCUGUUCAUUCAGCUCUCUGCCACUCCAAGAUUGCAAGUCGAUUCUGGGAAGUUUUCUUUGUGGAGUUUCUGGGCUCAUUUUCUGUGGAGUUCGCCAAGACGUCUCAUAUCAAAGUUCACCAUCCUCACACCAACAUCAUCGGUUUGGGCGACUCCAGUACCUGGCGAGCCCCUUUCCUGCCCUGUCUCAUCUACAUGUUUGUGGCUCCCCUUCUCCUCCCUGCUUUUAUUCCUUUUCUGGCUGUUGGUUUCCUUGUCCGGGAUAAUAAGCUCAACAGGGCUCUGCAGUGUGCUGUGGUGGUCACGCUGGGCCUGAUUGCCAACAUCUCCCUCCUAGUGUACGUCUCUGGCCUAUCCUUGAAGUCUGCUGUGCUGAGCCUGCUGUCAUACCGUGCUGUCAUGGAGCUACCUUACAUCCAUAUCAACAUCUUCCAGCACAUUGGCCUCCCUAUGUACCUUCCUGAGAAUCGCCCACCUCGUCUGUACAUGAUGUCCUCUGGUGUCCUCAACCUAUCCCACAAUCCUCUGCUGUCCUGGAAUUUUGGGCACUCACUGAUUGGUUGCCACGUCGAGCACCACCUUUUCCCAAAGCUGUCUGACAACAUGUGCCUGAAGAUCCAGCCAAUUGUGAAGAAGUAUCUGCAGGAUCACAAGUUGCCCUACCAUGAGAGAGGAUACUUCAAUCGACUUCAGCACUUUGUCAAGGAGUACCAAGCUCUGAUGGUCAAUCUUCCUCCAAUUACAGAGUUUAUUGGAAUACAGUAGAUUACAUGUAAUCCAAGCAUUAUGUCUUGUCCGUCUCACCUCCUCCAGUUUAAAUUGGCCAUAGUAUAGGAAUCAAUAGGAGGCUACACACUGAUAGUACAGUUCAGAGGACAGACGGUUCAUUUGGACAUCAGACAUAUAUACAGACCAGUAUAAUCAAAGAUCAUACUUUGAUUGCAUUCAGAAUGUAUAUGACUGCUCAAAAUUGACCGUCUUGUUCAACUUUGAGCAAUUUUUUUGCCAAAUUUCACAUCGGGCAGUUUGUGCAUCAUGCAAAAUACAAGAGUUUUAGGAUGUCAUUAUUUUAUAUAGACGCACAGUUACAGUGAAAUCAACUGUAGUAGGUUGGGCAAAUAUACAUUUUGCUUGGAGUCUUUGAAUGUAUGCCAAAGAAGCAGACAAUGUAAUACACUGUGUAAUGUUGAUUGUAUCGUUUUACUAUUUAUCAUUGUUUUAUGGUUUUAUAGGUGGUUAGUGGAUACUUUUUAGAUCGAUACUAUCAUACUAUAAUAACUUCAAAUUGUUGAGAUUUUAUUGUUGUAAAAAAUACGUGAGGUUUGUUUGCAUUCAUUGUUUUUCACUGUUUGUACAGUCAAUGUACAAUGUACAUACAUGUAGCUUGGUUUGAUGAGGUGAGUGAACACUAUGCCUGCCCUAUCGUUUCAUUAACCUAUAACCCCCUAUAGUUCAUUUCUAAUAAAGUACCACAUACCACAUGCAGAAAUUAUGUAUGCAGGUACCAAGUGUUUAAAAAUGCUGAGUGCUGUGCCCACUUGCUGAAGUACUCAGAGAUGCCAACCAUUACUCUUUUGGAGUAAUUGUUAGGAUUUUGAGGCAUGGUACUACUCUUGAAAAUUCCA